UCCGGGCCGGCGCGGCGGGGCGAUGCCGGGCGAGGCGGUGACCCUGCAGCUCGGGCACUACGCGGGCUGCGUGGGCGCGCACUGGUGGGGGCUGCAGGCCGCCGCGCUGCGCGGCCCUACCGAGCUCCGCCCCAGCACGCUGCUCCGCGCCGAGCGGGAGCCGGGCGGGCGGGAGACGCACACCCCGCGCCUCGUGGCGCUGGAGCUGAAAGGCGGCGUGGGCGCGCUGAGGCUCAGCGGUGCGGACGCGGAGGCGCCGGUAAGCUGGGAUGGGGAGGUCGCCACCUACCUGGACUGCGAUUCGGGUGGGAGCUCCGCGCCGCGGGACGCCCGGAGCCGGACGGGAGAUGCUGCCGGUGGUGGGAAGCGGAGCUCCAGCGCGGCCGCCCCAGGCACUUCUGCAGCCUCUUCCCAGCUUGGUGGUUCCCAGGACCUUCCCUCUGGCAGCAGGGUGCAGCUCUGGUCUGAUUACCUCAGCGUCCCCCUGCACCCCAAGAGCCUCUAUGUGCUCCGGCAGUACCUGCACGAGGGGGACUGUGGCUGUCUGGAAGCCUUUGGAGAAGGUGAAAGCCUCCUGCAGGACCCUGGCUGUGCAGAGGAGCUGGAGGAUCGGCUGCACUUCUAUGCUGAGGAGUGUGAUCAGCUGCAGGGUUUUCAGGUCCUCUGUGACCUCCACAAUGGAUUCUCUGGAGUUGGAGCCAAGGUGACAGAGCUGCUCCACGAUGAGUACUCAGGCAAAGGAAUCCUGACCUGGGGCUUGACUCCAGUCAUGAGUGAUGGAGGAGACCUUCAGAAGAAUUUGUACAGACUGAUGAACACAGCCCUGGGGAUUGUUCACCUCUCCACUCACAGCUCCCUCUUUUGCCCCCUCUCGCUCAGGGGCAGCCUGGGACUCAGGCCCCGACCUCCUGUCAGCUUCCCCUACAUAAACUGUGAGGCAUCACUGAACUACCACAGCAGUGCAGUGCUGGCAGCAGCCCUGGACACCCUCACAGCUCCCUACCGGCUCUGCUCCUCUCAGGGCUCCAUGCUGCACCUCGCUGAGUCGCUCAACUUCUCUGGCAGAAAGGUGGUGGCUGCCUGGGCUGCUGUCCCCUUCCCUGCCCUACCUGGCUGCUCCCUGGCAGAUACUUUGUCUGCCUACCAGCAGGCUGUGCCCUGGAAGCUUCUCUCUUCCUGGAGGGAGCAGAGGGUCAGCUGCUGCUUUGCUCAGUCUGUUGUGCUGCGAGGGAUUGGCAAAGCGAGCAGCAGCCCCUGCCCAGCCAAGCAGCCUCUGUCUGCACUGCACAGCUGGGGGAGCACCCAGCAGGUUCUGCAGCACUACCUGCACACCAUCUUCCCUGGGGCCUUCAGCACAGCCCACGUGCUCCAGCAGCCCUGCAGCACUCUGCCUCCAUACCCCCAGUUUUUUUCUCCUCUUCUGACCAAAGAAGGCUUCCUCCAGGACAAAGCUCCCAGUUACCCCUCAGCAGCUGUUGAGAGUGUUCCUGUCCUGGCAGCCCUGCAGUCUUCCCCUGUGCUGCAGGCCCUGCUCCGCAGCCUGCACAGGGACCUGCAGCAGCUGGACGUGCGGCGCUGCCCCAGCUUCUUCUCUGCUGGGGUGGAGCAGGAGGACUUCCAGGUGGCCUUAGAGGAGCUGAGGACUCUCUCCCAGUGCUACGAGACAGGGCUGGGAGCAGAGGACUCUGAAGAUGAAGCAGAUUCUGACUAACUCACCUUUACUGCCAGAGAGAGCAGAAGAAAGAUCCUCAGAGUGGCUUUGGAACCGCAGGGGAAGGCUUUGGAGGUGGCUCAGCUGCUCCUCUGCUCUGCCUCUCAGCACAGCCCUGCUGCCAAGCCUGGCUGAAGCUGUCCAGGUGGUGCUGGAGAAGCUGCUUGGGGGGGGGGGGGGGGGGCUGGUUUUGUAUGUUGAACAAACA
This is a messenger RNA of Dryobates pubescens (Downy woodpecker), 1919 nucleotides long. RefSeq names its product misato mitochondrial distribution and morphology regulator 1 (gene MSTO1). The record is from RefSeq and is a predicted model, not a curated record. Gene Ontology annotation, cellular component: cytoplasm. The transcript has 14 exons. The coding region runs from base 23 to 1711 and encodes 562 amino acids. Lineage: Eukaryota; Metazoa; Chordata; Aves; Piciformes; Picidae. Gene Ontology annotation, biological process: mitochondrion distribution.